AUGUCGCACGCGAGAAAGCGACAAAAAAGAAUACUACAUUGUUUUGAAGAGAAUAACGGACUUCCGAACAACGAUAUUCUUUUUAUUUUUCAGUCAGCGGACCUCGCUCGUGCGAGAAACAUAGUAAUUUGGAACAAAUGGUUCCUGAAUUUUUUGGGCGUAUGGCCGGCCAAGGUGAAUCAGCCUGUAUUCCUGCUGGUCUCUACGUAUAUGAUAAUUUAUUAUGCCAUGGCGGUGAACCACCUGAUCCAGAAUUUCGGCAAUCUGGCACUUAUGGUGGCAAACUUAACGGAUAACGUUCUCAUUUUUAUGAUACUGGGAAAGAUCGCCAUAUGCAGACGGAGCAGCAACACGAUGACCACGUUUCUGGAGAGCAUAGAAACCGAUUUCACAACAGAGAUGUACAACAAUGUGCGGGAGAAAAUGGCGUAUCUGCAUUACAACAAGGUCGCACUGAUAUUCAUAAGGUUUUCGUUGUCCUUGGGGGCAUUUACUGCUGAGGCGUAUUAUCUCAAAAAGCUUCCCGAACAUUGGGACUCAAUGAUGUCCGGUAAUUUUACGUAUGAUGAAUUACCAUAUCCGGUUCAUCCCUUCUUUGAGAUCAAGGACACAACUACGUACAUAUGCAUCUGUCUCUACCUAGCGGUAAUGGUACCAAUAAUAUUAUGCGGUUACGGUGCAACGGAUGUUUUCCUGAUCAGCAUGGCUUUUCAUAUGUGCGGUCAGUUUGCCGCUUUAUCAUGCAAAAUCAACAAUUUGCUAAAAGAUCAUGAGAACUACCAUCGCCACAUCAGCAGCAUCAUAUUGAGACAUUACCACUUAAUAAGAUUAGUAGAGAUCUUGGAGAAUAGUUUCAACAUGAUAUGCCUACAGCAAACUUUGGGCACUGUAUUACUACUCUGUUUAACUUUGUAUCAUACGAUAUCGACUUCGGAAUAUGAUACUAACAGUGCUACUAAAUCUAACAUUGUAGUUUUCAUAUUAUAUUAUUUAUCCGUAUUUAGUACAAUUUUUGCUUAUUGCUACACAGGCGAGUGUCUUAUUAUUGAGAGCGCAGGAUUGAGUGAAACAUUUUAUAAUACCGAUUGGUACAAUAAUUCGCCAUCGCAUACAAAGUUAAUUGUUAUUUGUAUGAUUCGAGCUGAUAGACCAAUGAUGUUGACUGCCGGAAAAUUCUGCGCGUUAUCAUUGAACAUGUUUGUCAGUAUUGUGAAAACAUCGAUGGCAUAUCUGUCUAUGUUACGUCAGUUUGUAUAAAAAAAAUUUUUGAAAUAUUUCAUCAAAAUUUACUUGCAAAACAUUUAUAAAUAACCGGAUAAUUAUAAUUUAUUAUACCGUAAUUAUUAUAAUUUAUAAACUUAUCAAUUCCAAAUAUGUCUCGAUGAUAAUACGUAUAGCAACCGAAUAUACUAUUCAUAAAAGAUCAUAAUAAACUUAAAUUUGUUAAGUUUUAUGUAGAAUAACAAAUAAAUACUAAACUAUAAAAAAUUUCCAGAGAGUAAUAUGAUUGGAUAUCCUAUCAAAAAGUGACAAAUGAAUAUUUAGAUCAAAUUAAAACCCGAUCACGUUUUAUUAGGAAUAAAAUUAUCAGCAGUUUCACCGGUUAUUUGUUUAAGAUAGGCUCUCUCUGAAGCAACACAUUGUUGAGCACGUGUUUCCAAUCUCUUUACAGCGUUAAAAUGUCUUUUGCGGAAUCUUCUUUAGCUGGUCGGUCAUUGUCUUUUGAAUGUCCUCUUUUUAUCAAAGGCCUGUUCUUUUUCGCUGCACUGCUGCACUAAGUCAGAAUGAGAAAAAUAUAUUUGUCUUACUCUACCCUGUUGCAUCAGUGCAGCAGUGUAGCAAAAAAGAACAAGUCACAGGUGUGUUGGAGCGUCUGCUUACCCGCAUUCGACGAAUUCAUGUCGACCUUUACCAUUUUUGUGAUUCCUUCUGCACGAUAACGCCACGGUUUAUUUGGCAGCAACAAUUUGUCAGUUUUUGGCUCAAAAACACAAUUGAGGAUAUUCGAAAAGCAGUGACUGGCCAGAGGAAGAUUUCCUCAAAAUACUUUUCUAAUGCCAUGAAAAAGUUGAAAACACGUGCUGAUCAAUGUAUCGCUUCAAAGAAAGCUUAUUUUGGGUAAAUAACUAUUGAAACUGCGUCUGCUAUUGUUUACUUCUUUUUUGGUUUAAGUCCAGGAACUUAUGGAUCGGACUGCGUAUGUUAUACAAAGGAUUGGACUUUUACAUAAAAUACAAGCUAAAUUAGAAAACUAUUUUGUUGACGCAAAAAAUAUAUUUCUUUUAACAUAUUAUAUAAUAAUAUUAUAUAAUAUCUAUUGGAAACAACGUCAAUGGCCGUGAAAGCUUUAAGUCUAAAAUAAUAUUAUAUAAUAAUCUUAAUAAAUGUGAUUGUUUGAAACAUUUCUUGGCAUAUAAUUAUAUUGAAAAUUGAUUAUCUAGACGGCGAUUUAUCCUUCUUAUAAAAGUUCUGUAAAAAAAUAAAAA
This is a messenger RNA of Monomorium pharaonis (pharaoh ant), 2486 nucleotides long. Its product is annotated as odorant receptor Or2. NCBI's taxonomy places the organism in Eukaryota, Metazoa, Arthropoda, Insecta, Hymenoptera, Formicidae. Gene Ontology annotation, biological process: sensory perception of smell; detection of chemical stimulus involved in sensory perception of smell. Gene Ontology annotation, cellular component: plasma membrane. The record is from RefSeq and is a predicted model, not a curated record. Bases 1 to 1257 code for a protein of 418 amino acids. The transcript has 7 exons. Gene Ontology annotation, molecular function: odorant binding; olfactory receptor activity.